ACAUGUCGUCUGGCGCGUAGACAUGAAUUUGAGUGCAGGGAACAAAUGUUUACAUAUUGGAGUAUUGUAUAAUUCAACAAGUGGCUAGAAUUGCAUCAUGAAACGACGAAUUUCACAUAAAGAGAAACGCACUUCACUUGAGGCGAAUAUUGCCACACUGUGCAGAAGAUUUAGGUUUCAUGAAGUGGAAGAACAUGUGCUGCCUAUUUUUCGCAAAGCCACUUGGAGACAAGUUUUGUAUUCGCUAAAGAGACAUAAGAAAACUCUUAGUUUAGUGAAUAUUGCACAAGCACUGAUUGCAUCAGCAAAGGAUGAGCCUUUUGCAUUCCUGGAGGACAUGUAUUUCGAACUGUACCUCACACAUAAAAUUGUACACAGUAAAAGUUACACUUGGAAUGCAUUUAAAAUGAUCGGAGGUCAAGGAAAAGCUGGUCUAGUGACAGAAAUGCAGAUUUCUGAAGCACUGAAGAACUCAUUCAGAUCAUUAGCUCAUGCACCAAGAAUUAAAGUAAAGUUAUUUGGUUCUCUCUCUUGGAUCAUGAUUAUACAGAAGAAACAAAAGCAUUCUGGCACAGAGUUUGAGCAGCAGCCAUUCAUUUGUGCAUAUAUCCCUGGUGAACCAUAUUUCUUUGCUUCGCAAAAAAAUGUAAAAACAAACAUUUCAGAUGGGCUGUUGUCUACAUUUGGGUACAGGAGAUUAAAUGACUGCAAACUGUCAGCUCCUGAUAUUGCGUCAAUGGUAACACUGCUAAGAAAUAAAGCUGCUAAAGCGUUUGAUGCUCAUUCAGCUCAACAUUCUAUUGCUCCAUACUCUCCAGGGCCAAGUGUGGCAACAGAAGAUGGCAUGGAUUUUACUGAUGAACAGUGGAAGAUAAAUUAUGCCAACAUUGUUUUUGGAAAAGAUUGUCCUGUGAUGAAAAAGUUCACUGUUAAGGAGGUGGGGCCCAUUGUGAAGAACAGGCAAAUGUAUCGAACUACGUUUACCAUUCGGUCAAAUGACGUAUUUCAGUUUCUAAAAGUAUUACUUGUGAAAGGUAUUCUUACAAUGCCGUUAUCACCAUAUAUUGAAAGAAUAAUAACCCUUGGGAAAAAUACAAUAAUAAUAAUGCCUCAAAAUAUUAUUACAUCACAAGUGGAAGAUCAACGCUGAAUUGAUACACAAAGUACUAGUGUACACUUCCUUGAAAGAUGUGCUGCCCAUUUAAUUAAUGUUUUGUCUGAAGACAGUAACAGUCUUCCAUGCCAUACUUCUGAAAAUGUUAUUCACUAGUAGUUAGCAAAUACUAAUGUACUCUUUUUUUUUUUUUUUUAUUGAAGUCCGUAGAUUUUAGUUGAAAAUUCUGGAUUAUUGUAUGAUCAGCUAAUAAUGUGAAGCACACUUAAGUAAUAAUUAGGGUAUGUAUGACUGCCUUCUUAAUAAAAGACAAAGCGUUCCAAAGAAUGGAGUGAGGCGUUGGUGUGUAGUGAUGCCAGUAUGUUUUAAAAAUUAUGGCAAUGAAAUUUCAUUGGAUGUGUAUAAAUUAAGGCAUAAAGAAUAAUAGAGGUGUUGAGUUUUGAAACACACAGACAAGACCAAGAACUUAGAGAAAUCGUGCACAAACGACUAAGUAGUGUCAGCGGACUACAUGAGGCCAUGACACCAGCUCGACUGGAGUGAGGGGUUGUAUGGUGUGAUGUGGGUGAUGGGAGAAAGGAGACAGGGAGUGGGAGGGAGGGUUGAGGAAGGUUGGCAAAUGGCUGCAAAGGAGAGGCAGCAGGUGCAUAGGAAAGGAAUGCAGAACAAGCACAGGCAUCAACAUUGGUGAGCACAGGCAAUGCGAGAUGACGUUAAGGAGUUGACUGGGAGGGGGAGCUGAACAGAGGAAGACUGGGGUAGAGCUUGUGGCUACAGGAUGAACGAAGUUAAGAUCCUGGGGUAUACGUGGAUGUGGAGGUGCUUGUAGAGCAGGGGGCUAGCAGAGAUCUUGGCUGGGAGGAUUGCAAGAUUGAAAGGUGUACUGCAAGUCAACUCCCACUACAUAAGUGAGAGAAGCUGGUGUUACGGAGAAGAAUCCACAUAGUGUGUGUUGUGCUCAGCAUCCUGUUCCUCCUGUAGGAGAUAAACACUGUCCUUGGCCACUUUUGUGACAGUGUCCAGUCAUUCGGAUGGACAGUUAAUUGGGUGUCAUGAUGUCAUCAAAUGCUUUUUGAUGACUCAGCAUGUUUAAGUCUUCUCAGAGUUGUCAGCUCUCCUCCUCAAAUUAUUGUUUCACAAAUCAAAGGCUGAUGCACUUGAACAAGGUGUGAAGUGUCUUAAGUACCUUUAAAAAUGUAAAAUGAACUUUCCUACAAUCUCAUCAUCUCACACUUCAUACAUGAUGCAUGGUGGUACUUAAAGUGCUGCAAAGUGUGUUUAAGGUGUGAUGUACAAACAGUGUUAAUGAUGGCAAUGGAUACGGGGUUCCAUUCUCUUGACUGUCACUGUAGUGAGCCAAUCGACCAAUAGAUCUUCAGUGCACUGUGACAUCUUAGUUGCUGGUGAGCACCAUGCGAGCAAUAUUAGGUUUCGAUAUUGGUGUGCUCCUCAUCCCUCAGCCCUACAUACUGGUGAAAAAAUUUACCAAGUUCCUUAUACUUUGAGCUCCUUCCAUGAGUUUGUGCAAUGACUAGCUCACGAAUAUUAAAUUUGGGUUCCUAUCUAUCUAUUAUUGGCAUUAAUCUGCAGUCUGCUUCCAACAAUUUCCUAUUUAGUCUUGCUUCAGGUACUCCAACAGCCAAAAAGUUUAUAUCUUAACUUCAAAAUCAACCAAUCUUCUAAUGAAAUCAGAACAGUAUGGGACAUAAUUAGGAGUGAAACAGGUGCCCACUGUGCCAACAAAACUGAAGACAUCAUCUUAUAUAUUGAUGAUAAUUGUAUAAGCAACCAAGAGAUAAAUGCAAAACUCUUCACUGACAAUUUCUUAAUUAUUGCUGAGCAAAUAAGCUACAAUGGCUCCUUAGAAAGUGCCAUUCAGAUACUGAAACACCAUUUUCCUAAUCCUAUAAGGGAUAUAAGUGUAUCCUCCCAGAACUAGAAAUGAAAUGACUAAAAUCAUUGCCUCUUUAGAAAGCAAAGGAUCAUCAGAUGUAGAAAAUAUUUACAACAAACUUCUACAAGUAUGCUCAGAUUAAUUAUGUAAAGCUUUGGCACACAUAUUUAAUGGUUUUGUAUAUCAGGUGUGACAUUACCUAAUAGUUUUCAGCUGAGUUACAGCUCUCAAACUGGCAGUCCACACGAGUAAACCAUCUGCUAAUUUAUCCUCAGAUGCAGAGACUGCCUUUGUUUUAUGGGCUACCAAAGAUCCAGAAAACAGGUUGUAUUUGUUUCGUUUUGAACACUAUUGGGUCACCAACUUACAGACUGGCAAAGCAUGAUGUGUGCUUCACAUCAAGAACAUUGGUGAUUUUAUCAACCAAAUUAAACAUCUGCAUCUUGGUCAAGAUGAUAUAUUGGUCAGCUUUGAAGUUGUCUCCUUAUUUACACUCCCUGUCAAAGAUUGCAUAGGUCUCCUCUCCCAGUUACUCAAUUGCACAAUUGUGGGAUUGUUUAAGCACAUGUUGAAAUCAUCAUAUUUCAUAUAUGACAGCCAGUAUUUCCAUCAGUUUAAUGGUGUCCGAUGGAAAGUCUGUUAGCUCCAUCUAUAGUCAACCAUUUUAUGGAGAAAUCCAAAGACGUCACUUGGGAUACAGCUCCAGAUAAGCCAAGUUGCUUUUAUCGUUACGUCAAUGACACUUUUAAUAUCUGGUCCCACAGAUGUGAAAAAUGGGAAGACCUAUUAGAACACCUGAAAGGCAUUCACAGCCACAUUAGGUUUAUGAUGGAAGUAGAGAUAGAUGAUGAAUUGACCUUCCUUGAUAUCCUUGUUCACCACACAAUGUGCACAGGAAACCUGCACUCACGGAUCGGUACCUGCAGGCUCUUAGCCACCACCAUCCAGCACAAAAAGUGGCAUUCCGAACACCUUUGUCCACCAUGCUAAAUUCGUCUGUCACUGAAAAUCUGCCACUAGAACUAAGCCACCUCCUAAGUUUUCUGGGAAAAUGGCUGCAAUCACCUCCCGGUAUCACAGAGAUACCUGCCUUUCUGUAGCACAGUGUCGGGAAGGACUAGCUGGCUCCUAAAGAUACAAAACAUCCCAUCAGUGUUCAGACCCCAGCAAAAAUACAACAGAUUAUGAGAUCUGUGAAGGACGAACUAGAUCUUAGAACACCUGGUGUGUACAAAAUUCAGUGUCAAUGUGGUUGCUAAUAUGUUGACCAAACAGUAUGCACUUGGAGCAACACCAGAUGGAACACGAGAGGUGCUUAUGGCCUACGCUGUCUGGAAAAAAUCAACUGUGGCAGAACACAGUUUAGAAAAUCAACACCAAAUUCUAUUGGAUAAAACUUCUGUCAUUAUGAGAAUGGAGGGAUUUUGGGAUAGUGUCAUAAAAGAAGCGGUAGAAAUAAAAAUAUCUGAAAACACCAUCAACAAGAACGGUGGUUUGCAGCUCAAUACAGCCUGGAAUCCAGCCAUUGUGAGGUUGAAGUGGACACAACAGAGCAGGAUGAAAAUAGUACCAGAUUUCUCAAGGAAGAGAGCACUAAAUCACAUCACAGCUAGCAGCACGGCUAUGUAAUAGUGAGGCCACAGUUACAUUCCAGUCAUUUACAUCUUGACAAUAGCUGAGGAGAGCUCAGUCAAGAGCUCAUGAGAUUUUAACCCUUUGACACAGCUGGAAGCCUGAGAAGACUCCUAUUAAUUUCCUGAUCUACAUUUAUACUCCGCAAGCCACCCAACGGUGUGUGGUGGAGGGCACUUUACGUGCCACGGUCAUUACCUCCCUUUUCUGUUCCAGUCGCGUAUGGUUCGCGGGAAG
Molecule: messenger RNA, 4877 nt
Organism: Schistocerca americana (American grasshopper)
Lineage: Eukaryota; Metazoa; Arthropoda; Insecta; Orthoptera; Acrididae
Exons: 8
Coding region: 98-1150 (350 amino acids)
Source: RefSeq, a predicted model, not a curated record